AUGAUUCUUCCUUUACUCUACCUCACAAUUUCAGUAGAAAAUGCUGGCCAUGAUCUGCUCUUUGCAGUAAUAUUUGGUGUCAUCACGUUUUCGGGAGGACCGCUGUCAUACACAUACCGGUUGAGUGAAAUGCGACUGAAAUUUGGCUCCUCAUCUGAUCGUGGCUCAGAGCAUCGAGUCAACUCCUUCGCCUACCCUGGCGAGCUUCAGCUGUAUGCCUAUAACAGCGAUUUGUACCAAAGCUUCGCGGAUGCUGUUGAUAGACCCAAUGGUGUUGCAGCCUUCUCCAGCAUGCUUCAGAUGUCAACCGAAACAAAUAAGGACCUAAUGGGAAUUGUUAUGGCAGCAGAAAAAACGCAGUUUUUGGGCAAUAAAUUUCAUCUGAAAGGCAUCGAACUGCAGGCCCUCUUUCCAGCUAUUGAUGAGUAUAUGACGUACGAGGGGUCCUUGCCAUUUCCAAGUUGUGCUGAAACCGUGACCUGGAUUAUUCUCAACCGAUCCAUUCAAAUCUCCCUAAAAGAGAUGAAGGUACUUCGGCAACUGCGAACCGACAAAACGCUGUGGUCUACCUCGAUGGCUGACAAUUUUCGACCAGUCAAUCCCCUCAACAAUCGUUCAGUGCGGACAAACAUUCGAUUCGCCAAUUCGGUAAGAGAACCCACCUUCUCUGCCUCCAUCUCCGCCUCCGCCUAA
Molecule: messenger RNA, 693 nt
Organism: Hydatigera taeniaeformis
Lineage: Eukaryota; Metazoa; Platyhelminthes; Cestoda; Cyclophyllidea; Taeniidae
Source: the annotation of a GenBank genome assembly